GUGGAGUGAAGGCGGACAGCAGCCGGGCAGAAGCGGGAACCCACUCUUAGACACCGCGCCGUCAGGGGCCGGUGGGUAGCUGGAAGGGUGAGGGCGUGCAUGCCACGCCCCACCGCGCUUCCAGCCGGUCCACGUGACCGCGUGCGCACGUGCUCCAGUUGCUCGGCCCCGCGGGUAGGAAAUUCGGCCUGGCUACCCCCUGCUGCUGCCCACCUAGAGGCGUCGCAGGCCCGGCGGGGAAGGCAGCAGGCCUGGGAAGCGUUGGAGACUCAGCGCCCGCCAAUCAGGACUAAGCAGCACGCAAGGGUGGGCAAGCGGCGGCUUUGCCAUGAACCCCAGGGGCCUGUUCCAAGACUUCAACCCGAGUAAGUUCCUCAUCUACGCCUGCCUCCUGCUCUUCUCCGUGCUGCUGCCCCUCCGCCUGGAUGGCAUCAUCCAGUGGAGCUACUGGGCCGUCUUCGCUCCCAUAUGGCUGUGGAAGCUUCUUGUCAUCGCAGGCGCCUCGGUGGGUGCGGGCGUUUGGGCCCGAAACCCUCGCUACCGCACCGAGGGGGAGACUUGCGUGGAGUUCAAAGCCAUGUUGAUCGCUGUGGGCAUCCAUUUGCUGCUGCUUAUGUUCGAAGUCCUGGUCUGCGAUAGGGUAGAGAGAGGGACCCACUUCUGGUUGCUGGUCUUCAUGCCACUCUUCUUCGUAUCUCCCGUGUCGGUGGCUGCCUGCGUGUGGGGGUUUCGACAUGAUAGGUCACUCGAGCUGGAGAUACUGUGCUCUGUCAACAUCCUGCAGUUCAUCUUCAUUGCCCUCAGGCUGGACAGGAUUAUCCACUGGCCGUGGUUGGUGGUGUUCGUGCCCCUCUGGAUCCUCAUGUCAUUCCUCUGCCUGGUCGUCCUCUAUUACAUUGUCUGGUCCCUCCUGUUCCUUAGGUCUCUGGAUGUCGUGGCAGAACAGCGGAGAACACACGUGACCAUGGCCAUCAGCUGGAUCACUAUUGUCGUGCCCCUGCUCACUUUUGAGGUUCUGCUGGUUCACAGAUUGGAUGGCCACAAUACAUUUUCUUACAUCUCCAUAUUUGUCCCUCUUUGGCUUUCAUUAAUAACUUUAAUGGCCACUACAUUUAGACGAAAAGGGGGCAACCAUUGGUGGUUUGGUAUUCGCAGAGAUUUCUGUCAGUUUCUGCUUGAAAUUUUCCCAUUUUUAAGAGAAUACGGGAACAUUUCAUAUGAUCUACAUCAUGAAGAUAGUGAAGAUGCUGAAGAAACAUCCAUUCCAGAUGCUCCUAAAAUCGCUCCAAUGUUUGGAAAGAAGGCCAGGGUAGUUAUAACCCAGAGCCCAGGAAAAUAUGUUCCCCCACCACCCAAGUUAAAUAUUGAUAUGCCAGAUUAAACUCGACUUCGAGAGUGCCCUUAAGUAUUUAGAAAUCAGACACACGUGCCCAAAAUCCACCUUACUUUUGCCUUUUAAUCCAUCCCAAACCUAGAACUGAAACCAGGCUCCAAACACCGUCAUCUCAUGCCUUGUUGGAGUUUGAUGCCUCACGGUGACUCAUCAGUAUUCGCCAUAGAUGUAGGGGGUUAUAUGAAGAUACAGCAGUGUGUGUGACAUGUGAGAGAAUUCACUGUCUGGGUGGGUGCUUAAAGAGCUGGCUGGGAGCAGUAAAUUGAAUUGUUUGAGUAACAGCUAGGAUUUUGUUUUUUGGGGUUUUUUUUUUAAGUUGUAUUACAACUAUCGAAAGUUGUUAUAAAAAGUAUUUUUGUACACUGCUAGCCUAAAAUUGUAUUUCAGAUUGUGCCUGUUGUGACAUAAUUGAUAGCAAAUGUAAAGAAUUCUCUCUUCCUUUCUUGUGUAUAAACCUCAUAGUUGUUAUUUUUAGUGUUCCUACUGUUAAAAUAAUUUUUCUUUGGGCUUUACUGAUACUGGUCUUUGAUAGCCUAGUAGGAGAAUUUUUCUAAUGCAGUGAAUCCAUACAUAUGAUAUUUAUAUGAAUAUUUUAGUAAUGUAAUAUAUAUGUCGAAUUAUAGUUCUAUGCAGCACACUAUAUUAUGUUGAAGUAUUUUUUUAAGUUUAUAUGUGAAAAUAUAUGUCUAUUGCAGAUGUUCUUAAAGGUCGUUUAAACCACUCAUGUGUAUCCCAUGUAGGGUCUAUUAGAGUAUUAGGCAUGAAUACAGAGAUUGAAAAUCCCCAGGAUCUUAAUAGUCAGGUGUGAGAUGACUCAGUCUGCACAGUUUUAAGUUCCCUCUUAGAAGAAGAGAGACCACCAUCUUUUGGGAACAGAUGACAUACUCCAGUGUGGUGCCAGACCCUAAAGGGACACUGAAAUCAGCACCUUGAAUUUUCCCACACAGGUGGUAACAUCUGUUCAGAGACAACUGAAGUAAGCAACAAGUGGUUUGUGCAUUUCUAAGGAUAUUACAGUAUUAAUUGGCCGUAACAUAAAGUGUUACUUGUUAUCGGACAACUCAAGAUAAUGGCCUUAACCAGACAUGGCCAACAGGGUCAGGUAUUAUUUUAAGGUCCAAACUUUUUGAACUGUCAGCAACAGGAAAAUAAGUUUGAGGUUUUUGUUUUCUGGGGGCUGUGUGUGUGUGUGUGUGUGUUUAGUAAGUUUAAUGUUUCUGUAAGUACUGGUGAUACCCAGGGAAUCAGAAAGUCAAAAACCAGAUCCUGCGAGAGUAAUGUUCUUCUGACUGAGAACAAAUAAAUACUUUCAAAAGGUGAUUAAAAUAAAAAGGAAUAUUGAUAUUGUUAUGGGGGAGAAGCCUGAAGAGAAUUCAUUUUUAUUAGCAACCUAGUAAAAGUGAUCUAAAUUGAGCUCCAUAUGAAUUAUGUAAAUAAGUUACAGGUGAGAGGGCAUGCUAGCAACAAAUGCUAGCAAUAACAGCCAACCAUGGGAACCUGGGUACCUGAAAGCCUGAGGGUGCUGCAGCUCAGUGUAGUCAGCUAGGACUGAGCCAAGGUUACAUACCUGCACACACUGUCAGUUUACACCAGAAUGUGGGAAGCAGGCCUGAACUGCAGUGGAUAUAACAUUUUGUAAGCAGAGAUUCAUUCAUUCAUUUUCUCAAAUAUUUGUUGAGAACCUACCCACUCUCAACAGACACAGAGAGCCAGACAUAGUGCUAGGAAGUCCAGAUACGUUGGAGAGCAAUCCACAUGUGGCUGCCCACGUGCACAAAGUGUACAAUUAAAAGUGGCAAGAAGAUUGGGCCAAUCACAGCAGUCUACCUGUGGAAGGUGAGCCAAGAGCAGGAUAUGCAAAAUGCAUGGAAGGAUGCUACUGGCCUCAGGGUGACCUUCAGACCCAUCUUUGUUUUCAGGAGCCCAGGGUCCCUGAUCACCCCUCCAUCCACAAAUCAUAUCAAACAUGUACUUACUCUUCAGUGAGGUUUAGGAGUAGAAGAGGAGGUUGCUGGAAGAAUCGAUGGGCAGAUUUGGGGGCAGCAUGGGAUUACCAGUGUCAUGCUAGGGGUUCACUGGGCCUGGAACAGUCUCCUAACCUGACCUGCUCUGCCCCAAAGCAGCCUACUGUUGGAGAGCCCAUGGUUGAGUGUAAUUACAAGCUUUCUCACCCAGGUAGGUCAUCCCCUGUCAGACCCCUUUCCUGUCUCAAGAAAAUUAUUCAGUCUGCAAAUUAGUGCAGUUUCAGCUGUGCCUGGGGAUCUACCUGAUUGCCAUGCACCUCUGAGUAUUCACAGUAUUUAGCAUGUGUCAAUUCUGUAACUAGUUUUUCCUAUAUGAUGCUGUAUUAGUCAGAUUUUGCUGCAAGAUAACC
This is a messenger RNA of Phyllostomus discolor (pale spear-nosed bat), 3767 nucleotides long. RefSeq names its product transmembrane protein 185B (gene TMEM185B). The transcript has a single exon. The record is from RefSeq and is a predicted model, not a curated record. The coding region runs from base 329 to 1381 and encodes 350 amino acids. Lineage: Eukaryota; Metazoa; Chordata; Mammalia; Chiroptera; Phyllostomidae.